Messenger RNA from Brienomyrus brachyistius, 2996 nucleotides. It is a transcript of the gene prcc, whose product is annotated as proline rich mitotic checkpoint control factor. The record is from RefSeq and is a predicted model, not a curated record. The transcript is spliced from 7 exons. The coding region runs from base 709 to 2064 and encodes 451 amino acids. NCBI's taxonomy places the organism in Eukaryota, Metazoa, Chordata, Actinopteri, Osteoglossiformes, Mormyridae. Gene Ontology annotation, cellular component: nucleus.
CGCAGCAAUGAUGAUCUCGAACACCUCUAUGCCCAAGUAUCUGCGCAGGAUCUAAACGGCGCUGCUGUAGGCUAAUACAAACAAUAAUAUAUCGCUGCAUUUGAGGUAUUUUCAUGCUAAAAGGAAUGUCGAGUUGUUCGUUUUUUGAACGCCAUGUGAACACUUGCGUAUUAAAUAGACAAUAUGAAAAGCGCUUUGGAGUCUAAUUUAAUAGUUAUGAUAAACGAGCUGUCGCGGCCUACUUAGCCUUCCGUCGUUCAUCCCCGGCCUUAAUUUCGCACAAUCCCUGGAUCCUAGUGCCGCUUCAGGCGAAGGUGUUCGUUCAUUUUUAUUGAACAAUCUCUUUAUUUAAUACGUUUUGUUUAAACGGCUUUUUGUUGCAACAAGGCUGAUGAGAAAGUAACCUUAGUAUCACCUAAGUUUACCUAUGUAAUACUGCAAGGCCAACGGGAUUUAAAUGCAGCAUAGCCUACCAAAAAUUAAUCGGUAUCUUAAAACGGGAAUUACACACAAAAGACGUAUUUUGUUCCACGCUGGGUGUACUUGGAUUUUUAAUUGGGAAAAAGUUGAGAAAUACUGCUAACAGAUUUUAUGCAGAAUCAUAGGCGUCGCUUUCUAAUUUUCGUGCUUGGCAUUGAGUUUGCAUAGGAGAAUAACAAAGUGCGAGAAUUACAUUUUGUGUAUUUUUACGGUUAUUGCACGACAGACAUGUCUUUGGUAGCGUAUGGUAGUAGUGAUGAGAGCGACGCUGAAGACUCGCCAAAAUCUUUGGGAGCCGGAGGCAGGAGCGUUGGACUUUUUGCGAGCCUCCCUGCACCUAAAAAUCCCAGUGCGGAGGGUCUCAGAGACGCUGGAGCAAAUGUCCCGCAACCUCGAGAUGUUCCGCAGAUCUCCGGGGCCACGCAGCUCACAGCGGUCCCCAACCCCAGCCAGAAGUCGGAGUCUAAAGGCAACGAAGACACAUUAAGUCUGGGGUUUCCCCCUUCAAGAGGUACGUUGAGUCAAGAGUCGUCGACUGGACUACUUUUAAAUUUGCCUAAACCGAAGAAGCGCACGGAACCAGUGAAAAUUUCCAUUCCUGAAAUUCAGAGAGGCGACUCAGAUUCAGAUGAGGAUGAACCAGCGAAGAAGAAGGUACUGCCUCAGGGCUCUGGCGGCGGCCUCUCAUCUCUUCUGCCUCAGCCACGGAACCUGGUCCUCAAGGAAACCCAGCGGCCCUUGGUGCCCCACACCCUCACCAAGCGACCUCAGGAAUCCAGGACACCGGCUCGCUCGCUGGGUGCCACCCCGGCUCCGGGGGCCAGUGCCUCACCCUCGGCUAUCAAGGCAGCGGCCAAGUCUGCUGCCAUGCAGCUGGCACGGCAGAUGGCGCAAGAGGAGGAUGGCAGUGAUGAGGAGGUGGCCCCCGAAAACUACUUCUCCCUGCAGGACAGCGUGGAGCCACCCCCAGCUACCCCGGUUUCUGACCCCGAGCCCUCUACUGCCUCUGUCCUGCCCCCACCCCCAGGCAUGGAGGCCCCCUUUCAGUCAGACGCCCCUCUAGAUUUUGGUUCGGCCCCACAGGGAUGCACGAGACCUAGUAGUACCUGGGAUGGGCAGGAGAUGGAUUCAUACUACCCUCAGUACCAGGAUGCCACUGGUCAAAUUCCAGCAGCCGAUGCAUUUUCCCAGGAGUACUACGCUGGGAACUAUUACCAGGAGUCUGAGAGUGGCGUGACGGGGGGGGAAGAAGCCGGUUCAUCGUCCCUGUUUGACGACGAGGCGUUCCGGCGACUCCAAGGGAAGCGGAACCGGGGAAAAGAGGAAGUGAAAUUUCUCGAAAUAAAGGGAGAUGACCAGCUCAGCGGGAGCCAGCAGUGGUUGACCAAAAAUAUGACUGAAGAGAAGGAGCAGCGUAAAUCGUUUAGCAAGAAAAAAGGAGAGCAGCCCACAGGACAACAGCGGCGUAAGCACCAAAUCACGUAUCUCAUUCAUCAGGCAAAGGAGCGGGAACUGGAGCUGAAGAACAGCUGGGCCGAUAACAAACUGACCCGUCGGCAAACGCAAGCCAAAUACGGCUUCUAGUGACCACUGUUUGAGUGGGCAGGAAGUAGCCUGGUGUGGGGUGGCUAAACUGGAAGAACACAUUAAAGCUAAAGUAGUACCCCUCAGCUUGGGUCAUAUUUAUAUAUGAGGUUUAUUGUUAUAGGGGCUCAGUGUUGCAUCUUAUUGACCUGAUAGAGCAGUAUUUCCCAACCUGGUCCUUGCUCCUACCCAGUUCCUGCUAGAGCAAAAACAUGGACUGUCUGGGUCCCUGAGGACCAGGUUGGGAAGCACUGAGAGGAUUAGACUCCUCCGGCAUCUGCUCCCUUUGUCUGCCUGUUUCCCCUCUUUCCAUUUGUGUAAUUCUACCAUUUUGUUCGGCUUUUUUUGUACUCUGGCACUGUUGAAGCUAAUGGGAAGAAAAAAAGAAUUCUAAUUUUGAAUUUCCUGAAUACACGUGUAGUCAAAUUUGAUAGUUAAUCCUGGAUUGGUUCUUAUGGCUCCAGUUAGUUAUACAGAACUAAUUUAUUGGUUAAAGAAAAGUUUCCUUGAACUGUCCUUAAUGGUUUGCUUGUUAGAUCUGAGAAUCAGGAGCUGCUCUAUCAGAUGUUGGUGAUACACAAUCCAAUUAUGGGCAGCAGGGCAUUGCUGGCCUAGUAGCAGUAUAGAGAGUCUUGCUACUCAUGGCUCUAUUCCUUCAACACUUCAUGCAGUGCAGGGUCACUGGAAGCCUGGAGCACAUCCCAGAAAGCAAGCUACUGGACACACUGGAUGGAAUACCAGUCCACAAUUUCCGCAACUUAGAAUAAACUUGUGCGGAAACGGGGCGAAUGUGAAAACGUAUCCGAGAACACGCUGCAGUUCUCUCAGCUGCAUUUUCAAAGCAGUAAAAACCUACAAAUGUUUGUCAAGUGCUAACUAAACUUAUGGACUGGGGUGAAAAUGUAUCAGCUGAAAUUAAAUGUAUAAAAGCA